This is a messenger RNA of Ipomoea triloba (trilobed morning glory), 1548 nucleotides long. RefSeq names its product probable BOI-related E3 ubiquitin-protein ligase 3. The transcript is spliced from 2 exons. NCBI's taxonomy places the organism in Eukaryota, Viridiplantae, Streptophyta, Magnoliopsida, Solanales, Convolvulaceae. Gene Ontology annotation, molecular function: ubiquitin-protein transferase activity. The record is from RefSeq and is a predicted model, not a curated record. Bases 355 to 1239 code for a protein of 294 amino acids.
CCCCUCCUAACCUAAACCAAACCCAGACCUCGUAUCACAACAAACGCAUAGGUUUUGCCAACAACUAUAAUAAUAACAUUAUAUAUUUUUAUAUAUAUAUAGAUAGGGAAUAGAUAGAUAGAUAUAGAUAUACGUACGCAGAUAGACAACACUCUUCUCGUUCAAGAACGAAUCAAGGAGAGGUGGAGUUCCUGUUUUGAACCAAACCCAACUCACACUUUGUUUUGUUGCUUUCUUUUUUCCCUGAUUUUCUGCUCCAAAAGACUGCCUAGUUUUUCUUGGUUGGUUCUUGGCGUUUCUGAUUUUGGUGGUUACAAAUACUAGGCCGUGUGGGGGAAAUAAAGUUGGGUAUUCAUGGCCAUUCAAGCGCAGAUUUACUCGCAAAAUCUUGGGUUUCCUCUCGCCAUUCCGCCGGAUUUUAUGGACGACGGUGACGCCCCUGCUUCCGCCGCCGUCAACGGGGUUGUUGGUUUUGAUCACUUUUGCUUCAACCCACCGCCGCCUCCUCUCCCGCCGCAGCAACACCUCAUCAUGCCGCAGUUUCAUCAGAUUCCUCCUCCGCAGCAGCAGAAGAAUCCUCAGCCGUCGAUGGGUUUCUCUCAGAAUCUCGCGGCUGAGCUCGAGAAACAAAUUCUUGAAAUUGACCGCUUUAUCUGUUUACAGAAUGAGAGAUUGAGAUUGGGUUUACAAGAGCAGAGAAAACAGCAACUGACAUUGAUGCUGAGGAAAUACGAAUCAAAGAAGCAAUUUUUACUGAAACAAAAGGAGGAAGAAAUGUGCAAGGCGCUGAACAAGACGAUGGAGUUAGAGGAGAUGUUGAGAAGGAUAGAAAUGGAGAAGCAGGCGUGGCAGAGCAUGGCGAAGGAGAAAGAAGCCAUGGCUAUGUCUCUCAACAAUACAAUUGAACAACUCAAAGAGUGCGCGUGGCUGCACCCGUGGACCGGCGCCGAGGACGCCGAGUCGUGCUGCGACAACGGGGACAGAGUGGUGGCGGUGGAAGAAGGUGAUCGCCGCCGUGAUGACAAUGCGCCGGCUGCGGCGGCGCCGGCGAUACUUUUCCGGGAGACUAAUAAAAGGGGGGAUAUGGAUAUGGUGUGCAAAAGUUGCAAUUCUGGGGUGUCGUGCGUUGUCUUCUUGCCAUGCAGGCAUCUUUCUUCAUGCGAAGCUUGUGAGCCUUUCCUGGAUUCAUGCCCUCUCUGUAGGAUGCUUAAGAAAGCAAGCAUUCAAGCUUUGCUAUGAUUUCGUCUUUCUUUUUCUUUUUUUUCGUAGAAGAUUUCUAGUGUAGAUGCGUAGAGCAGUAGAGAUGUUUAUCCCAAGACUUAGAACAUCUAAAUUAAAUUCAUUAUUUUCUUCAAUUCCUGCCUUGGGUCAAAUCUCUCAGGCACUGCUUUGCCCAGCAAAUUCCCUUGCUCCGUGUCCCAGCCCCAGAUGACUAAUGACUCAGCAACUUAUUAGAUUAGAGAAUUUUAAUGAUGUUCCUAAGGAGUCCAUCACAUUAAGUGUAACUCCCACCAUAAUUGUUAUGAAUUGAUCUUGUGUCAUUGUUUA